Molecule: messenger RNA, 3273 nt
Organism: Juglans microcarpa x Juglans regia
Lineage: Eukaryota; Viridiplantae; Streptophyta; Magnoliopsida; Fagales; Juglandaceae
Exons: 4
Coding region: 1-3273 (1090 amino acids)
Molecular function (GO): RNA-DNA hybrid ribonuclease activity; nucleic acid binding
Source: RefSeq, a predicted model, not a curated record
AUGGGGAUGUUCAGAGAGGCCUUGGAAAAAAAUGAUCUGUAUGAUAUAGGUUAUGUGGGAGAUUGUUUCACUUGGAGUAAUGGCCACAAUGACCAUACUUUUACCAAAGAAAGACUUGACAAAUUUGUAGCAAACAAAGAAUGGAGAGAGAGAUUUCAGUUAGUAAAGGUGGAAGGUCUGGUUGCUAGGAGUUCAGACCAUAAACCAUUAUUAAUGACUGCAGGGAUUGAAAAGUAUGGGAAGAGGAGAAGAAAAUUCUGGUUUAAGUUUGAAGCUAGCUGGUUGAAGGAGGAGGAUUGUGAGAUGAUGGUGAAGAAAGUGUGGGAAAGAAAACAGAUGAAUUAUGAACCCAUUAAGCAAGUUUUGAAUCUGUUACAAAGAUGCAGUGGUGAGCUAACAAGGGGUUUCAGUAAGAGGGACAGGGAAAGAGAAGGGAAGAUUGAAUUGUUAACAAAACAGAUAAAGAAUUUGCAAGAAACUGAGGGUCCUGAGGUGGUUGAUGAAUUAAAAAAGCUUAAAAGAGAGGUGGUUUUGAGAUCUGGAGAAGAUGAGAUUGCAGAGGCUUUCAAGAGGCAUUUUUCUGAGGUUUACAAAUCUGAAUCCCCUUCAAGAGAGGUCAUUGAGGAAUGCAUACGCCCUAUUAAUACAAAAGUAACAAGUUGUAUGAAUGAGGUGCUGGAGAAAAGGUUCUGUAGGGAGGAGGUGGAGAUAGCUUUGAGAGAUAUGGGCCCUCAUAAAUCCUCUGGGCCAGAUGGCUAUAGUGCAUGCUUUUAUCAGAAUCUAUGGAGGACUGUGGGAGGAGAACUUUCUAAUCCUGUGAAGGUGGGUGAUUUCAGGCCAAUAAGCUUGUGCAAUGUCUUGUACAAGCUCAUUGCAAAAACUUUGGCUAAUAGGUUGAAGAAAGUAUUAGAUGGGGUGGUUUCACAGAACCAAAGUGCCUUUAUCCCAGGCAGAUUGAUCACUGACAACAUUGUGACAGCUUAUGAGGCACUACAUUCCAUUAAAACCAGACUUAAGGGCAAAAUGGGGGCAAUGGCUUUGAAGCUAGACAUUUCGAAAGCAUAUGACAGAGUUGAGUGGAGGUAUCUUGAGACAAUAAUGGUGAAAAUGGGGUUUGGGAAGAGAUGGAUCAGUUUGAUCAUGGGAUGCAUUACUACUGUGUCAUAUGCUAUGCUAUUGAAUAGACAGCCAGGUGAAGUGAUAAUUCCAACAAGAAGUUUGAGGCAGGGCUGUCCCCUCUCUCCAUACCUCUUUUUAUUAUGUGCUGAAGGGUUAAGUGGACUACUCAAUGAGGCAGAACGGGCAGGCAGGAUUAGAGGGGUGGCAGUGGCAAGAGGAGGAGUAAAACUCACUCAUCUCCUCUUUGCUGAUGAUUGCAUCAUCUUUGGAAGAGCAUGUUGGGAGGAAUGGGUGAGGAUAAGGGGUAUUCUGCAGCUUUAUGAAAGGGCUUCAGGGCAAUGCCUCAACAAGCAGAAAACCACCAUCAUGUUUAGCUCAAAUGGUAGAAAAGGGGACUGGGAGAGAAUUACAACAGACCUGGGUGCUCGAGUUCAACACAGUUUUGAAAAGUAUCUCGGAUUACCAGCAAUGGUUGGGAAAUCCAAGUAUGACACUUUUAAAGGUAUCAAAGAUAGGGUGUGGCAAAGAAUUCAUAACUGGAAGAAUCAAUUCUUGUCCCCUGCUGGGAAAGAAGUCCUUUUAAAGGCUGUAAUCCAAUCAAUCCCUACUUAUUGUAUGAGUGUUUUUGCACUCCCAAAAAAACUUUGUAAGGAGAUAGCAGCAGAAAUGGAGAAAUUCUGGUGGAGCUUUAAAAGAAAUGAUAAAAAGAUAAGAGGUCUUGGAUUUAGGGAACUUGAGAGCUUUAAUAAGGCUUUACUAGCAAAGCAAUGCUGGAGAGUCUUAACAAAUCCCGAAUCUAUUACAACCAAGGUCUUGCAUGAUAAGUAUUUUAAGUCAUCUGGUGUGCUGGAUGCAAAACUGGGUAGAAACCCUUCAUUAAUCUGGAGAAGCUUGUGGGGAGCUUUGGAUCUUUUAAAGGAAGGGCUAGUAUGGAGGGUUGGCAACGGAAAAAGCAUAAAUAUAUGGGGGGAUAGAUGGAUCCCUCAACCUUCAUCCUAUAAAAUCCAAUCUCCUGUCAAGUGUUUAACUGAGGUUGAUAAAGUGGCAAAGCUUAUUGAUGAAAGCAAGGGUGAGUGGAAGAAGGAAAUAGUGAAGGAAGUCUUUAAUGAAGGUGAGGCUGAGAUUAUAUGCAGGCUACCAAUUAGUAAAACUGGCAGGUCAGAUAAGCAAAUUUGGGCACUCUCAAAGAAUGGGAUUUUCAAUGUGAAAUCAGCUUAUCACUUUGAAAUGCAAAGAAGGAGAAGGCUGGUAGGGGAGUCCUCGAAGGUUUCUUUUGAAAAGAAAGGCUGGAGUGAUAUUUGGAGGCUAAAAAUACCAGGGGUUACAAAGCUGUUCAUUUGGAAAGCUUUAAAUAAUUGCUUGCCUACUAGAAGGAACCUAUAUAGAAGAAAGGUAAUUGAGAAUCCCAACUGUCCAAUUUGUAACAGAUAUGAAGAAACAAUCUGUCAUGCUUUGUGGAGCUGUGAUGCAGCAGUGGAUGUUUGGGCAAAGGGAAGCAGUCCAGUUCAAAAAUGGUCAUCAGAAGUGGCAGAUUUUGGGAUGGUGUGGAAGAAAGUGAUACAAUCUCUAAGCAUGGAAGAUCUGGAAUUGGUUGCUAUUGUUUUAAGAAACAUCUGGUUGAGGAGAAACAAAUUUGUUUUUGAAUCUUUGUUCAAUAGUCCAGCAAACAUCUUUAAGCAAGCUGAAAUAACAUGGGCUGAUUUCAAAGAAGCCAACUGUAUUGAGAGCCAAAAAGGAAAUCCUGCAAUAAGAGAAGUGGAAAAAUGGAGAAAGCCCAGAGAAGGGAUGAUAAAAGUAAAUUUGGAUGCUGCCUUCAUGAAUGAUAGUAAGAGGAUGAGAGUUGGGAUUGUUUGUCGAGAUCAAGAGGGGGACAUUCUGUUCUCUGCUUGUAUGCCGCAGUCAAAUGCUAUGACAGCAAGCCAAGUAGAAGUUGUGGCCUUGUGGAAAACAAUGAAGUUAUGUGAAGAUUUGCAAGUGGGAGAAGCUGAGCUUGAAGGUGAUGCUUCAUGUAUUGUCAAAGCAGUUAAUAGUAAAGAUGAGAGUUGGGAAUGGGGAGGCCAGAUAAUUGAAGACAUAAGGGGGUUGCUAAACAAUAGAUCCUAUUGGUCUGUUUGUCAUACACGAAGGGAGGGAAAUAAGGCUCGGAUUACUUAG